Bacillus rossius redtenbacheri is the source of this 2677-nucleotide messenger RNA. RefSeq lists its product as uncharacterized. The transcript has 2 exons. NCBI's taxonomy places the organism in Eukaryota, Metazoa, Arthropoda, Insecta, Phasmatodea, Bacillidae. Bases 1331 to 2677 code for a protein of 448 amino acids. The record is from RefSeq and is a predicted model, not a curated record.
UUUCAAUUCCAGCUUUGGUUAGUUCAUCUAUGGUUGCUAUAAACAGGUAUUCGUUCGAUAGUGGUUUUUGGAAUAUGGAUGUGUAAAAAAACAAAUAAAAUAAGAAAAAAUUAUCUGGAUAGGAAGAUACGUACUGAGUGAGGGUCGUACUUCUCUUUACAUUUCCGUUCAGCUCACAAGAAGAGACUACAGCGGAGUUCCGUUAUUUUGGUAGACGUCAAGUUGGGUUCAUGAAAUUCUGCAUUAAUUUGACAGAAUUAUGGAUUUUCCGAACUUCAAGAAUGAACUUACUUUUCGGUUGAUAUCUACAUUCAUGGCCAUCCUGGGUUCGAAUCUUCGUACUUUCCAUCCCUGAAGGACGAUGGUCGGAGCCGUCAGUCGCUGUCACAAGAAUUCUGAGGCCUGAGUUCCCGUCACAACCAUGACAACCAUACAUCCAAGGUUCCAUGUGGUCUACGUCGGUGAGAUCGUUUCAAAUUAAUUAUAAAGACUUUUCAGGAUCAGAGGAGGAUGCUGGACUGUCGUCAUCUAAUUCUACAACUAGAACAGUAGUAUUCGUAGUUUUCAGCUGGUCGAAAACGUCCUUGUCUCUGGUUACCGCUAUCCAGAUGUCCAGUGCUGCAGAGUUCGCAGUGUCUCCGAACAACUGAACUAGACGUAAGGUUACGUGAAUCGAGACAUUACUACUAUGAAAUACCUUUACUUAGAUUUUGGCUCUCUAGGAAUAUAUGUCCGCAUACAGAUAACUAUCACUGAUAUAGUAUAUAUGAGACUAUUUGAUUACCUAAAUAGAUGUCAUUUAUGUUCACUUGUUCUGUUAAGUCAAGGUAAUAAUAAAAAAACUAAUAUUUUGGAAGGUAUAACUAGUUACGUCAAAAUCCCUAACCUUUGGCAUUACUUUUAAAAUAUAUAUAUAACUAGGCGCCCAAUUGCAAUAAUUAAAUAUACCACGUUCUACAGAGAUAAUAAAGUUUCGCCACAACGUGGGGCCACGAAACAGGAUAACUAGCAGGCAAGGAUAGGUAAAGAUAAUGUCUAUGGAUGAAACCACUUAUUUCUUGAGGCGUAAACAUAACGGUGAAAACUGUAGAGAAGAGCCCACCCAUCAGGAAACUAUCAAGACAAACGACAUGGCAGACAAGAACACUAUCGCAAACAUGGAGGUUAGUGAAGGGAUUGUCAUAGAACCACAGGUGAAAGAGUUGAAACUGACACGGAACAUGUAAAUAUUUCUAGGCCCACAGCUAAUACACAGAGUAAUGUUACUAGCACACUUAAUGCAGACGACUGGACACGAAUCGCACAACUAUUAACUACACAGUUGGAGGAGAUGUCACGUAGACAGUCGGAAGAGUCACGUACACAGUUGGAGGAGAUGUCGCGUAGACAGUCGGAAGAGUCGCGUAGACAGUCGGAAGAGUCGCGUAGACAGUUGGAAGAGUCGCGUAGACAGUUGGAAGAGUUAACGCGUAAGCUAGCUGAUAAAAUUGAUAAAGUAAAUGAUAGAAUGACAGAAGUCGUGCAACAUUUCGCUUCGCAAAUACACGAAACCCGUAAUGAAGUACGGACUUUUAACGAGUCGGUAAAGGUUAAAUUCACAACGGUAGAUGAACAGAUAUCCGACAUAAAUCAACGCCUAGUCAACACCGAGGCAACGUGUCAAGAAACUGCAAAACGUACAACAGAGGAACAGAUUUCGCAGUAUGUUCGGACUACGGAAAAUCAGUUUGCAGAGGUUCGUACGGAACUAAAUCAACACAAAACAGAUACAUCAGACGAAAUUCAAAUAGUAACUCACCGAAUCGCGCAAUUAGAGAGUCGAGUUCAAGGAAGUUCACUACAACGCGCAGACCUACCAACUGCGAGUUCAGACACUACAAUUCCAUUAGAAACACGUGCUACAUUGUCAUCUAUACCUGUGCACAGUAAUAUCACGGGCAAUGAAACGCGAGGGAAAACAGUGCAUACAGUUGACGGACAACCUAUUGUGAUGAUUGAUCCUACAUCAGUUUUGAACCAUCCUUCACGUCAUUGGGUGGAGGAUAAGCCCACAUUCUCGGCUAAAUCUCACGAAAAUCCACGAAAAUUUUUGAAAACGUUCGAAGAGUAUUCAUCCCAUUUUAACCUUACCGAAAGUGAAAAAUUAAAAUGUUUAAGUAGCAGUUUGAAGAGCACAGCUUACUAUUGGUGGGAAGUGCAUCAUCAUGUCAUAUCAUCUUACGAACAGUUUAAGAAAUUAUUUCUAAAUCAAUAUUGGAGUUUGAAACUACAGGGAAAUCUACGUGCGAUGUUACACGGGGAAAAAUUUGAUCCAAAGAGAAAUAGUUCGUUAGAGGGACACUUGAGUGAUAUGUUCGAACGAACGAGAUAUUUAGAUGUAGAGAUGGACGACGGGGAAUUUGUAGCAAUGGUUUUAGGACAAUUACCAAUGAGAUACCAGCUUCAUUUGUCCGGACAAAAUUUCGAGAAUAUUUCGGAUUUUAGAGAACAAUUGUUAGCUUACGAACGUUUAGAUCGUCAGAAUCGAACGAACAACAUCGAUCGCGAGGAGAACCAACGACCUAUAUAUACCAAACCUAACCCUGUAUACCAGCCUUGGAAUCAGCGUCGCAAUGACGUGCGCAUUGCGAAAGAAGAAAUCGACGGCCGUCGUAAUCCAGGAAGUAACGGGAAGUGA